CGGGCUCUACAAUACCGGUUGGAUACCAAUGAUAUGGCGGACAACGAUUGGAUCGUACACUUGGACGAGGAGACAGUGAUGAGCGCACAGUCCGUUAGGGGUAUCGUUAACUUUGUGGUCGACGGGCAACACGACUUUGGUCAGGGACUCAUCACUUACGCCGACCAACAGGUGGUCAACCCGUGGGUUACGCUUAUGGACGCCCACCGGGUGGCCGACGAUAUGGGAAAAAUGCGUUUUCAACUCCAGUACCUAAACCAAGCGCUUUUCAGUUGGAAAGGCUCGUACAUGGUAUGCCGCGUAAAAGCCGAAUUGGAAGUAUCGUAUGACCACGGGUUGGACGGUUCUGUAGCCGAGGACUGCUAUUUUGCAAUGAGAGCAUUGAUGGGUCGGCACACGUUUGGUUGGAUUGAGGGCCCGAUGUGGGAAAAGUCACCUUUCACCAUUUGGGACUACAUUGAACAGCGUAAACGCUGGAUGCAAGGCAUAUGGCUGGUUGUGCAUUCGCCUAAUAUACCAUGGUCAUGCAAACUGUUGCGCGCCAUGUCAUUUUACGGCUAUAUGACCAUGGCACUGCCAAAAUUGUUAUCACUAUUUCUAUAUUUUAUGCCCCAAUACUCAAUUUCAUGGGUAUCUGUAUUGCAGGCCUUUAUGGAUGCAAACACUAAUUAUAUGUUUAUUUUUGGUACGUAUAAAAUGUUUAACGUACGCAAGGUUGGUGUCAAACGGUAUGUUAUGCUAAUGUUUGGCUCACUAUUUGCUCCAACCGUGUAUUUAAUCGCCGACACAAUAGCCAUACUUUACGGUUUAUUUUCGAAUAAGUAUAAGUUUUAUUUAGUUAAUAAACAUGUCUAA
Medioppia subpectinata is the source of this 855-nucleotide messenger RNA. Lineage: Eukaryota; Metazoa; Arthropoda; Arachnida; Sarcoptiformes; Oppiidae. The record is from the annotation of a GenBank genome assembly.